Lindgomyces ingoldianus is the source of this 1113-nucleotide messenger RNA. Its product is annotated as acyl-CoA N-acyltransferase. Gene Ontology annotation, molecular function: acyltransferase activity, transferring groups other than amino-acyl groups. The transcript has 3 exons. The coding region runs from base 1 to 1113 and encodes 370 amino acids. The record is from RefSeq and is a predicted model, not a curated record. NCBI's taxonomy places the organism in Eukaryota, Fungi, Ascomycota, Dothideomycetes, Pleosporales, Lindgomycetaceae.
AUGAUAAGGCAUCUGCUGAAGUUGACGUGGGGUUAUAGGAGGGCGCAGGAGUGUUGGGAAACUUGCUGGCUUCUGUCGACGAGGAUAUUGGGUAGUUGUCAGCGAAGAAAAGUGAACUUCGGGGGAGGCAGUCUUGCUAUCUUCUGGAUCCGCUCGUCAGCUCUCCUUGGUAGUGAGUGUGGUCUUGGUGUCUGCUCAACUCGCUUGUGGGAUCUCCUUGGUAGCGAAGGGAAUAUUGAGAUCUUGACCCAGUAUCACGGCAGCAAUCCUCAUCAACAAGAUCAGCGCAGUGAUCCCUGUUGGGCCAGCCUAGGAACAAAAAGGAGAACAUUUCCCCCUUCCUUAUUCGUAGCCCCAUCACUCUUCACAGCCUUACUCUGCUUGUUUCUGCCAACUAUAGCUACUGUCUCUUCUUCCCACUCAAAAAAGCAACCCUUCACAAUCCGUCUAGCCAUACCAGCGGAUAUAAGUCACCUCGCCGCUAUAGAAGACAGGUAUACUACGAAGUUUCGCUCCGAAGCAAACGUCGAAGCUUACGGGCCAUGCGAGGCGACGCUGCAUGGCUUCCGAGCCAUGGAUUGUCUCUGGGUCGCUGUUCCAUCCAGUCCCUCUGCCCUUGCCCCGUCCGAAGCUUCACCCAUAGGCUACAUAGCCAUCGACAGCUUCUACAAUGACCUGGACAAUGAGAACGCCGCAAGCGUAUACAUCAACCAAGUCUCUGUCGACCCGGGCUUCGGAGGGCAGGGUGUCGGACGACAACUCGUCUCACAUGUCGAGGGAUGGAUGACCGGUAUGGGGUAUUAUUGGCUUGACUUGACAACUUUCCGUGAUGUGCCCUGGAACUGUGCCUGGUACGAAAGGUUAGGAUUCCAAGUGUUAAGCGAUGUCGAGCUGGAGGAUAGCAGCUAUUCGGACCUGAGGGACGAGUUACACAAGAACAACGCUCGCUUGCGGGCAGAUGACCGCGUUGAUGGAUACGCGCUCGUAGCCAUGCGUAAGAUGGUCGGGGCUCCUCCUCCUCGUGAGGCGUCGAGAUACCGGGAUGAAUCUGAUCCGCUUUAUUACUUGGACUAUCCAGACUCGCUCCCCUUGUGGGAUGAUGAGACACCGUGA